Messenger RNA from Rhopalosiphum maidis (corn leaf aphid), 1437 nucleotides. RefSeq names its product mitochondrial coenzyme A transporter SLC25A42 (gene DPCoAC). Gene Ontology annotation, biological process: transmembrane transport. Lineage: Eukaryota; Metazoa; Arthropoda; Insecta; Hemiptera; Aphididae. The coding region runs from base 141 to 1205 and encodes 354 amino acids. Gene Ontology annotation, cellular component: mitochondrial inner membrane. The transcript is spliced from 8 exons. The record is from RefSeq and is a predicted model, not a curated record.
CAGUCAACAACAAAACGAGAAACAUCCAAAAGCUAGUAUAAUUGUAAUUAUUUUUUCAUUUAUGAUCAUUAUCAUUUUGUUAUAGGAACAUUAGGAACUCCGAACUGCACUCAUUGUUACAGAUAUGAAGUAGCUCUUUAAUGGUGAAUUGUGUACUGAACAAAAAUUACACAUCUCAAACAUUUCCUGAUGUCAUUUCUAUGUCAAGGACACUGGUGGUUGUCCACAGCUGCCAAAUAUAUUGUCAACCGACUUACUUCAACGUUCAUUGCCUGAAUGAUGGAAUACGAGAAAUACCUCCGAUCACUUCGGCGUGCAUGAUGGCACACGAUAUACAGAAACAUGAUUCCAACUCUACAAACGUGUUGCACAGUUUGGCGGCAGGCGCCAUCGCCGGUGCUUUAGCCAAGAGUACAAUUGCUCCAUUAGAUAGAACUAAAAUCAAUUUUCAAAUAUCUCAAGAACCAUAUUCAGGUAGAGCUGCGUUAAAAUUUUUGUCUGAUACUUAUGCAAAGGAUGGUUUUAUAUGGUUAUGGCGAGGCAAUACAGCUACCAUGACCAGAAUUAUCCCAUAUGCAGCCAUCCAAUUUACAGCGUUUGAACAAUGGCGAAAAUUGCUAGAGGUUGAUUCUCUAAGCACAAAAAAUAAUGGAAGUCUUAAGUUUCUUUCUGGAUCCUUAGCUGGGGUAACAUCACAAACAUUAACUUAUCCUUUAGACUUGGCAAGAGCAAGAAUGGCAGUUUCUACCAAAAAUGAUUAUAAAUCGUUGGGAGAUGUGUUCAAAAAGACUUUUAAAGUUGAAGGGAUAAAAGGCUUUUAUCGAGGCUAUGUACCAACAAUACUAGGCAUUAUACCUUAUGCAGGUACAAGUUUUUUCACAUAUGGAUCAUUAAAGUCAUUUAUGAAAGAAAAACAUGGAUAUGAAAAUACAGUUGUGAAUUUAGCAUGUGGUGCAGUAGCAGGUAUGGCUGGUCAAUCAUCAUCAUAUCCCCUAGACAUUAUAAGACGGAAGAUGCAAACAUCAAUUAUUACUGGAAUAAAUUACACAAACCUAAGAACUACAUUUAUAAUGAUUUACAAAACUGAAGGCAUUAGACAAGGCUUUUUCAAGGGUCUAAGUAUGAAUUGGAUUAAAGGACCGAUUGCUACCGGAAUUAGUUUUGCUACAUACGAUUUUGUAAGGAAAACUUUAAAGAACAUUUGAAGUUUUCAAUAUUUUUUUCACCAUUAAUGUGCCUAAUUUAAUUAUAUUGUUACCAUUAGAUUGUAUUGAUUUUUUUUUUGUUUGAAGCCAUUAAUUGUGUAUGAACUGUAAUAUCUAGUCAAAUAAUUUUAAUUUUGAUGAGCAAGUUUAUAACACCACUAUACUUAUCAUAAAAUAUACUAAACAUUUAAAAAAUGUAUAUAAAUACCAAUAUCAGCAAUAUUGCUAAUAA